Molecule: messenger RNA, 3169 nt
Organism: Caenorhabditis auriculariae
Lineage: Eukaryota; Metazoa; Nematoda; Chromadorea; Rhabditida; Rhabditidae
Source: the annotation of a GenBank genome assembly
AUGACGACCGUAGACUCUUGGAACCCCAUGAAGAAAUUCAAACUGGUUUUUCUCGGGGAGCAAAGUGGUUCGUUAUAGAAUUUCUGAGCUUUUCUUUAAUAUUGAGCUCACAUCAAAAAAUUUUCAUUUUUUCCAGUUGGGAAAACGUCAAUUAUCACGCGCUUCAUGUACGAUUCGUUCGAUAAUACUUACCAAGCGACCAUAGGAAUCGACUUUCUCAGCAAAACCAUGUACUUGGAGGACCGGACUGUACGUAGAUUUUAUUAUUUUUUCACAAAUGUGUCUAAUUUGCCUGUUUAAAACUGUUUAUUGCAUCUUCAAUGUAAGAAUACAUCUGCAAUCGACUUUCAUUGAUUUCAACUGUGUUUAAACGGCGGCAGGAGCUGUGGCUUAGGCAGAGAAGUUGUGAAUUUCGCUCGUAGAACAUCAGGUACAAGAGAGGUCGUAGGAAGAAGUACGGUGCCGGCUUUCCAAAGGCCGAUGGCAGAGAUUUAGCCUUUUCGCUGUAUGUAGCUCUAAACGUUAUCUACCCCGGAGGGAUGAAAGGCUUGGUCGACCUCGGGGGGACUCGAACCUACGACCUUGCGGACGUUAGAAAUGAGUUAUGCCAGCUGAGCUAUGCCGCCCCCAAUUUGCCUGUUGAUAUUUAUAAAUAGAUAGAUAAACAGAAAAAAAUUUCUGUAAAAUUUCUCCUUUUUUUGAAUCUGAAUGUUUCCAGAUCCGCCUCCAACUGUGGGACACGGCCGGUCAGGAGCGUUUCCGAUCUUUAAUUCCUUCCUAUAUCCGAGACUCCACCGUUGCCGUUGUCGUUUAUGACAUCACAAGUAACUUUUUAUUUUAGUGAAAAAGAGACAAUUUUUCUGGAGAAUAAAAAAAAAAUUUCUCUAUUGAUGCUUCUUUUCCCAUUUCUAAUAAAAAAGUGAGAAUUUAGAAAUUUUACAAUGGUUUUCUUUGUGAUUAAGCUGUGAAUAUCAAAUUUAUUUUUCAUUAAGAGAGUUCAAAAAAAGCCGCGAAUUUUCCUCUUGUGCGAAUUCAAUUCGAAAAGCAAAAUUGUGAAAAAAAAAUGAAAGUGGACUUUACGGUAAAAUAUUCCCACAAGUUUUUUAUUAAUUCAUUGAUUUCUGGGAAAGAGGUCUUUUAUAGUUCCCCCUUUUAUUUUUUGAUAAAAGUUUGACGUUUACGAUUCCUGUGUAUUGUAAUGAGCCAAGAAUCAAAUUUUGGCCCAGAAAAUCAUGAAUUGAAAAACGAGAUUUCAACUCGAUUUUAGUAAACCGUUUAUGAAUAGUUUUAUAAUUUUUUUUUCACAUCAUGAACAUUUUCGAAAUAUAUGUCAUAAUUUGUCUGACAAUCGUGGUGAUCUAAUUUUUUUCUUCCUAUGCUCUCGGACUCAUCAGUAUGUUUAAAAUUCCUUCACCGAUCAUUUUUAAAACUCUACGAUCGCACUCAUUUUUCAAUUGUGAAAGUUUUUUUAUUCUGAAACAUUUGGUCAAUCACUGGUGAAUCGAGAGGUAGAUACAAGUAGGUACCGGGUAGCAACUCAAGUCAAUCGGCGAAUGGUAAUCGGUGCUCAUUUGUAUGCGACCGGGUACUAUCUCUAUGGUACCUGGAUAGUACCUGAUCGGUAUCUGGAUGCUACCGGGUAGCCACCUGAAAUUCGCGAUUGCCACUGGCUGGCACAUCGGUCGUUUAUAUAGCACCCGUGUUUUUUUACACCUUCCCAAGCCUUCCAGGGUCUUAUUGGAUAAAGCUGAAACAACAAAUAACGAUCCGGGAAGCAACUCCAGACUUUCCGAAAGAAAUCGCGAGUGUCAGGUAGCUACCCGGUAGCUACUGCAUCGAACUCCGACCCAGGUACCAUAGAGAUAGUACCCGGUAGCAUACAAACGUCCACCGAUUACCAUACGCCGAUUGACUUUUUCAAAAGUUGCUACCCGGUAUCUAUUUGUAUCGACUUCUCGAUUCACCUUUGAUAGACUAGGCAAGAUUAAUUUAAAUAUGGUUUCUUUUGUUCAGAAAGAACCAGCUAUGAAAAAAAAAUUGAAUGAUUCAUGUUGAAAGAAUGAAAUACUGUUCCAGACGCGAACUCGUUCCAUCAAACUUCCAAAUGGAUCGACGACGUCCGAACUGAACGCGGCAGUGACGUCAUUAUUAUGCUGGUCGGAAACAAAACGGAUUUGUCAGAUAAACGGUAAUUUUGGUUUUUUAUUUAGAAAAGACGGGUUAUUAAAAAUAUUUACGUUUUUGCUAAUUUCGGUUCAAGUUGACUCUUUGACAAACUCGAAACAACUGAAAAAAAGGAAACUCGAUAGCCUUUUCUUUAUUUUUCGAAUUUUGACCGACAUAGUUAAGUUUUUGAAACGGAGGAUCCACUUUGGGAAUUAGCUAGUCUAUCUGAGGAGCACGAUAAAACAUUUAACAGGAAUCGAAAUUUCUUGGAAAUUAGCUUUCAAUUUCCGUUAAAUAAAAUCUUAUGAUUGAGACAAGUGAGCACUGAAGAAGGCGAACGAAAAGCCAAAGAUCUCAACGUGAUGUUCAUCGAAACCUCAGCCAAGGCUGGUUAUAAUGUCAAGCAGGUUCGAAUUCGCUUCAUCGAAAAUUAAAAAGUUUCUUUGAGAAUCCACAAAAGGAGCUGAAAAGGUUCCACCGAUUUUUUCAUUAAAGAAAAUGAAAAAGACGCAGUAUUGAAAUGAAAUUACCUGCUGAUUAUUCUAAAUACUUUUUUCGAGAGAAGUUUUUGAGGAGCCGUUUUUUCCUAGUUGAUACGGUUCCAGUUUCAAGAGAUAUAUUGAAAAUGGUAUAAGGGAAAAAUUGGAAAUUUUAAUUUCUAGGCUAUUUCUGUAAGUUGAAUAGCAUAUUGAAUUAGGCAAUUUUCCUGAUUGUAGUCUAACGUUCAAGAAAAUUCCCUUUUCGUUUAUUUUUUUGAAUCCACAUCGAUAAAUUCUUGUGUAAAUGAAAAUAAUAUAUAUAAAUAUUUUAGCUGUUCCGCCGUAUCGCAAGUGCAUUGCCGGGAGUGAUCAAAGAAGAUCCUGUCGAACCAGGUUCUCAUUUUUUUUUUAUUGUCCAUGUUUUUUCUGCCAAUCGAUAUUGUUUCACUUCAGCGAUAACGGUGAGCAUCGAUCAAACUAAAGGGAGAAAGAUCGACACGCCAGAAGGAUCCUGCUGGUGUUGA